AUGACUGGCAACCGUCAGUAUUUCAACAAGAUUGAUGAAACAAUUUCAGGGAAAGUACGAUUCGAAGAUGACUCAAGAAUCGAUAUCAAAGGCAAAGGAUCUAUACUCUUUCUCACUCAAAACGGAGAAAGGAAAAUCCUAGCCAAUGUAUACUUUAUACCGGAUCUAAGGAGUAUCAUCAUCAGUCUUCGGCAGGCUACUGAAUCAGGAUGCGAUGUAAGGAUGAGAUCAGACGUUCUUACACUUCAUGACAAGGAUGGAAAUCUGAUCAUAAGAGCAAUGAGAUCGAAGAAUCGCCUCUACAAAGUACUAAUGGAGAUAGAUGAAGCAUGUUGUCUGAAACUUAGAGGACAAGAUGAUUCCACAAGAUGGCAUGCAACGCUAGGUCACAUUGGAGUGGAUACGAUGAAAGCAAUGAUAGGGAAAGAACUUGUGACCGGCAUACCAAAGUUGAAAGUCGAAGAGAAACUUGUGAAUCAUGUUUGCUUGCAAAACGGAGUUGUAGAAAAAAAGGAAUCGAACGUUGUUAGAGAUGAUAGAAGCAUCUUGAAGCAUAUGGAAGUACCAAAUUAUCUUUGGGGAGAGGCUGUGAGACAUUCUACAUAUCUGAUCAUUCGUGUUGGGACGAAGACGUUGGCGAGUCAAACACCAUAUGAAGCAUACAAGGGAAGAAAGCUAAGCUUAGAGCACUUGAGAAUUUUCGGUUCUAUCGGAUAUACGAAAACAGAGGCGCCAAACUUGAAGAAAUUGGAUGAUAGAUCGCGAUCUCUUGUGCCUCUAGGAACAUAA
Brassica rapa (field mustard) is the source of this 789-nucleotide messenger RNA. RefSeq lists its product as uncharacterized. NCBI's taxonomy places the organism in Eukaryota, Viridiplantae, Streptophyta, Magnoliopsida, Brassicales, Brassicaceae. The record is from RefSeq and is a predicted model, not a curated record.